This is a messenger RNA of Nannochloropsis gaditana CCMP526, 643 nucleotides long. Its product is annotated as light-harvesting protein. The transcript is spliced from 3 exons. Gene Ontology annotation, cellular component: membrane. Gene Ontology annotation, biological process: photosynthesis, light harvesting in photosystem I; response to light stimulus. Bases 38 to 643 code for a protein of 201 amino acids. The record is from RefSeq and is a predicted model, not a curated record.
ACGACAGGUCCAAACACCCCCUUCUCUCCGCUAAAUCAUGAAGUUCUUGGCCCUCGCCACCAUCGUGAGCACUGCCUCUGCCUUCCUGGCUCCUGUUCCGAUGCACACCCGUACCCAGGGCCGCAUGUACAUGGCCGACCAGGCUCCUGUGGAUGAGGAAGUGCGGUCCAUCGCCUUGCCGUUCGCUGCCAAGCCGCAGAACUUGAAUGGCGAGCUUGCUGGGGAUGUAGGCUUUGAUCCUUUCAAGUUCUCUGACAAGGGUGAUGUGGCCAAAUUCCGCGUGGCUGAGCUGAAGCAUGUUGGUGUGCUCGUGCAAGAACUUUACCAGUGGAACGAAAACUUUCCCUCCAAGAACUUCCUGGAGGCCCUCAAGACCGCCCCCGCCCUCGGUCUGCUCCAGCUCUUCGUCUUCCUGGGCGCCUAUGACGUAACGACCAGCAAGUUCGAAGGCCGCGUACCCGGCGACAUUGGCUUUGACCCUCUUCGCCUCUCUGCGGAUGGCCUGCGCGAGAACUGGCAGGUGGCGGAGCUGAAGCACGGGCGCUUGGCCAUGAUCGCCUUUUUGGCAUUUGUUGUGCAAGCAUCCAUCUCCGACAAGCCCAUCCUCGAGCAGACCUUUGAGUGGGCGAAAAGCUUCGCCUAA